Messenger RNA from Cephus cinctus (wheat stem sawfly), 1322 nucleotides. It is a transcript of the gene Pym, whose product is annotated as partner of Y14 and mago. Bases 200 to 763 code for a protein of 187 amino acids. Lineage: Eukaryota; Metazoa; Arthropoda; Insecta; Hymenoptera; Cephidae. Gene Ontology annotation, biological process: exon-exon junction complex disassembly. The record is from RefSeq and is a predicted model, not a curated record. Gene Ontology annotation, molecular function: RNA binding. Gene Ontology annotation, cellular component: exon-exon junction complex; cytoplasm. The transcript is spliced from 3 exons.
AUGAACGUCAGAAGAAACUGCGGGUAGCGACAUCAGGCGAGUUUGGAUGGAGUUAAUCUUGAUCAAUCUUGAUCUGAUUCAUCUGAUUUCCUGAGUGUAGCAGAGAGACACGCGAUUAAACGCAAAAACUGACAAGUAUAAAUAAAAUUGUGUGUAAAAAAGGUAUCUGUGUCGUAAAUGGCGUCGGCUUAUAUUAAGGAUGAGCAAGGAGGUAUUUAAUAAUUUCUCAGGAGGCACAUUCAUCCCUGCUAGUCAACGGCCAGAUGGUACAUGGCGUAAACCACGUAGGGUAAAAGAUGGCUAUGUACCUCAGGAAGAAGUUCCACUGUACGAGAGCAAAGGUAAACAAUUUGUUAAAAACUUGCCAACAUAUCCUAUUGGUAUGAGCCCAGAAUAUGUGGCAGCCCAUAAGGCUAAGCGUGAAGCUCAAGUAAAAACUUCACUAAUUCCUGGUUUAAUGAUUCAAACGGAAACCAAAAAGAAGAAAAAGAAGAAUAAGAAUAAGAGUGUGGAAUCAGUGAGCAAAGAUUUAUCUAAAACUACAAUAUCUGAGCGUGAAAUGAUUAGUAAAUCACCUGUCGAAGCUAGUGUGGAUCCAACAAAAAGAUUGCGAAACCUCAGAAAGAAAAUCCGAGAGAUAGAGGCCUUGGAAUUAAAAAUCAAGAAUGGAGAUAUCAAAAGUCCUGAGAAGGAAGUCGUUGAUAAAAUUUCGCGAAAAAAGGAAAUCCAGCAAGAAAUAAAACAGUUCGAAGCCAAACAGUAGACAACGUUAACUCAUUUCUACAUUGGUACUUUGUUUUGUAACUUGUGUCACUGAUUCUGUGGAAAGUGAGCAUUACCCAAAUCCACUGUGUAGCACUGGCAUAGAGACAUAUUUUACUGACUUUUAUUUUCUCUCGACUCGAAUGGCAUUUUAGUGAAUUGUUCGAACAUUUGUCCUUUGUAGAACGACUCGACAACCUAUUGAACUGUACAUUUAUACGUGAAAAUUAAAUAUAAUUAUUACUACUUUUAGCGUGUCGCAUUAAAAAUAUUUAUGAUCGUAGUCGCACGUUACGAACACUGCCUCAAUAAUAAAAUCUUUUUUUAUAUUAAUAAUUUACAUAAUUUUAUAAUAUUCACCCUGUUGUAUAUACGGUAUACAAAAACUCAGAGUAUCUUCACAGUAAUUUUAGAUUACAAAGAACAAUGGAAUUUCGGUAGAAAUCCAACUGGACGCUCUAACAAAAAUAUUUAUAAGUUUUUUAUGACAGACAAGUGACACGACUGAAAUUUCAUAAGAGAUGAUUGCUUGUUGCUGCAUAAAAUUAUAUGUAAUACUA